AUGGAGCCUGUGGAGCCUCGACGCGAGAUGCCUCCAGCUCCAGUCUUGCCCCAUCCAAAUGUCUCGGCAGAAAAUGCUGUGUCCUUGACGACCGACAUCCCCUCACGUGGCCCGAGGGCAGAAAACCCCGUUGUGACCCCGGCCACGAUCCCGUCCCCGGCGCCCACCAUUGUCCACCCGAGUCCCGGCACUUCGGAUGUCCUGUCACCGUCAAUCCCGACACCGGUGGAUGGAAACAAUGCUAUGGCAGCUCGAUCCCUCGACGAUGCUCAACGGGACCCUCGCCCAGGAGAUAUAGAAUCAGGGGUACCGGCAGGGCACACACACGGCAUGCCCAUGGGGAGAGGACCAUCCUUUCCCAACAUCUCUGAGGAGACCUGGUCCGAAUGGCUGGCGCGGUUGGAUGCAUUGGUGGCCGAUGUCUCGCGGAAGGGAUUAUUGAAGUCUCCCGCAGCGUCUGGGAUCCUGAAACCUCGGCUGGAACUGCUGCGCAAGGCAAUCACGUACCGGGACCCUUUCUACCUGGCAGUGCACCAAGUGUACUGCCUGUGUACUAUUGCCCCAUCGUACAUAGGUCGCAUGGGGCUUGCAGAGUCAGGGCUCCAUACACUGGCCAUGUUGGUGGAGGAUAAUCACAAGAUGCAUCUGAUGGCUACGACCGCCUUCGCGCAAUUCCCUGGUUCUCCAGAGCAAUUGUUUGCGCAGGCCUGGUACCAGAAUGCAAUCAGAAGUCUUCCUUUGUUUCUCUCUCGUAUGGCUAGCAGCUGGCUCCACUUCUGGGCUUCAUCCACCCGUGCUCCUUUGGUGACGGAAAUGGUCACACAUUUUGCGCUGCCGGGGUCUCCAGUCAUGAUGUCGGUGAUGUCCACCUGUAUCACCCGGCAUCUGCACCAAGAGAAAUAUGUGGGACAAUUGCAGCGACUGUUCUGGGGUGAUUGGAUGUUCUGGCAAACCAAACAGCCCCAUGAAAGAGCCCAGAAUCACGAUGAGACGCUCAUACGGGAAUAUCUUAAAUUCCCACGAGUGCCCCGUAAUGAGCAUCAGAUUGUUCCUCCAAAUAGACCAGUUGCAUCCCAUCCUACCAGGGUAGUUUCGCCUACUGUCCGCUCCCCAAUCCCUGGUACCUCCCAGACUAUGGUUCCUCAUAGCUCGCCUGAUGUUCGUCCUGUUACAACCCAAGUACAAGCUGCUCUCCCGGGGCAAGUUGGACAAAUCCAGCAGCUUGGAAAUUCACAAGCACAGGCGUUGGAAGGCUCAUCUCCGCGACAGUGGGUUCAGGGUCCAUCGCCAGUAUAUGGUGAUCAAGUUCGUCGGAUGUCAAGUCCCCUGAAUCCUCAGUCUCAAGCCCAAGCGUCCCUACAAGAUGCGCGCAUACACGCACAAAGACAAAUGCUGGCGCUGCGUCACGGACAAGUUUCCCCGUUUCGUAAUCAGAUGGGCGAUGAAUGGCAUGCACGAGCAGCCAAUCUCCAUUCACUUCCAGCUCUUGCCACUUCAACCUCAGCAUCCCCUGUGUCUCCAGCUCCCGCUCAUCCAUCCCCGGUUGCUCUCUCUCACAGUCACCCUUUGCCCAACACCCAGCGAUCUCAUUCUGCAUCUACUCCCACAACCCAAACGGGCCAUAAUACUAGACCCGUUGUCUCGCAGUUGCCUCAGCACCCAGGCCAUCAGCACUCUCCGGCUUCUCAAUACCAUAUCGGAUUACCUGCUCGACCUCCACAAGGUGUUCAGACACUACCGUCUCGCCAUCCCAACCUAUCUCCGGGGUUGCACCCUUCCAAUCUACCUCAUCCCCCAAGCUUCUCCCCUCAAUCACCCAUACCGUCCCAACUUUCCUCACCUCUAUUUCCGGCCCCUGGUUACCGGGCGCCAGUGACUGUGAACGGUGAUCCCUUACGGCUCGGACUACACCUAGCGAAUCUCCGGGACCCAAUGAAGAAGUUGGUGAAACCAGGUCCGGAUGGACAAAUGACAGAUGCCGAACUGUUUGCUUAUUUUGGCACGUUCCUCGUCCUGCCAUGUCUGAUCAAGGUUGAUGAGCCGGGUUAUACCUGGAAGUUCAAUCUCAACAAAGGCGAUCUCAGCAGUUUUCCAAUCACCACCGGUGCAAGCGACAAAGGUCCCAUGACACGGACUUACAAGCCUGGCAAUCGCACUGUUCGCCUCCGAUGCAUCAGUCAUGCGGGAGAUCCAAACUCCUUUAGUCACGACAGAUGGACCACCAGUCCCACGUCCUGGCCCAGCGUGUUCUACAUCCACGUGAAUGGCAAGGAACUACAAGUGCGUCGCAAGGUCCAACACCUCAGGGACUUGGCGCUGGAUAUAACCAAAAGUCUCAAGGAAGGCGAGAACAUCAUUCAAGUAGACCUGCUUCUGGGCCCCGAUGAGUGCAAAAAGAGCAGCUACUUUUUUGCUGUUGAGGUCAUGGAAGUAACUACCCUUGAGAACGUGCUCAGUUUGGUGAAGACGACUUCGGCCGCCGAUUCUCGCGCUGAAAUCACCAAACGCCUUUCUUCCCUCGCUGAUGAUGAUGAUUUGGCGUUCGUCACCGACAGCCUGACCAUCGGUCUUGUUGAUCCUUUCACGGCUCGAAUUUUCGACAUUCCUGCUCGCUCUAAGUAUUGCAACCACCGGGAAUGCUUCGAUAGGGAUACAUUCAUCCAAACUCGGAAGUCUGUCUCCGGUCCGGGUCCAAUGAUUUAUGAGUGGCGGUGCCCAAUUUGCAAGGCAGAUGCACGCCCCCAGCUGCUCAUUGUGGAUGGCUUCCUUGCUGAGGUGCAUGCGCAACUUAUCCGGACCAAUCAACUGGAGGGAGCUACAGCAAUCCAGAUCAAGGCUGAUGGCACCUGGACUCUCAAAGCCAGCGAAGAGACAUCAUCCGAGGCUCAAAAGAACUCUUCAAAAUCAGCUUCACUCAAGCGCAAGGCCCCUGAUGCAGCAACCUCUCAUCAUACGGCUAUGCAAACAAAACAAGAACCCAACAAAAGACAGUCCCCAUCAACCCUGUCGAAUAACCACGAGAUCAUUGAGCUGGAUUGA
This is a messenger RNA of Penicillium olsonii, 3039 nucleotides long. The record is from the annotation of a GenBank genome assembly. Lineage: Eukaryota; Fungi; Ascomycota; Eurotiomycetes; Eurotiales; Aspergillaceae.